GGGACCAAACGCGAAAUGCCUCCUCCCCGCAGACAGGAAAGGCAGAAAAGCGCGAGCAAUACAGGGGCGCAGGGGCCGCCUGGAACUCGCUCUCCACAUCAUUUGGCUGCAGCAUCACCUCACCUCGUCUCCACCCCUCGAUCUCCGUCGCCGUCUCCCCCCAUUCUUCCAGGACCAUCCCCCUCCCGAUCUACCCCGCCGACGCGGUCGAGAUCCUCGUUCCAUGGUGUCGUGACGGCGGCAGCGCUCAUGGACCCCAAGUCCCCCGACGACCGCCCGGAGGCGGCGGCACCGCAGCCGCUAGAGUGGCGGUUCGCGCAGGUCUUCGGCGAGCGCGGUGCUGGCGAGGACGUGCAGGAAGUUGACAUCAUCUCUGCGAUCGAGUUUGACAAAUCUGGUGAUCAUCUUGCCACUGGAGAUAGGGGUGGACGUGUAGUUUUGUUUGAAAGAACUGAUGCCAGGGGUAAUGCCAGUCGGACAGAGCUUGAGAGACAAGAUUAUUCGGUGCCCAGGCAUCCUGAGUUCCGCUAUAAAACUGAAUUUCAGAGUCAUGAACCUGAGUUCGAUUACCUAAAGAGUUUGGAAAUAGAGGAGAAAAUCAACAAGAUCAAGUGGGGCCAAAUAGCCAACAAUGCACUCUUUAUCUUGUCUACAAAUGACAAAACAAUCAAGUACUGGAAGGUGCAAGACAAAAAAGUGAAACGAAUUUCAGUAAUGAAUUUGGAUACUUCCCAGAGUGCAGACAAUGGGACAACUUCUAGUUCGAGUACCAGUAGCUCUAGAGGCCUUCCUAAUGGAGGAUCCUCAGAAAAGUCAUACAAUUAUGCAAACAACGAUCUGCCAUUCCCUCCUGGGGGAUAUGCAUCAUUGCGUUUGCCUGUGGUUACAGGCCAAGAGUUAAACCCUGUUGCUAGAUGCCGGCGUGUAUAUGCACACGCCCAUGAUUACCAUAUCAAUUCCAUUUCAAAUAAUAGUGAUGGUGAGACAUUCAUAUCAGCAGAUGAUCUGCGAAUUAAUCUGUGGAAUUUGGAAAUCAACAGUCAGAGCUUUAACAUUGUUGAUGUGAAGCCUGUAAACAUGGAGGAUCUAACUGAGGUGAUUACAUGUGCGGAGUUCCAUCCAACUCACUGUAAUACACUAGCCUAUAGUAGCUCAAAGGGCGCUAUCAGGCUUAUUGACCUGCGGCAAUCAGCACUGUGUGACAACCAUUCUAAGCUAUUUGAGGAGCAUGAAGCACCUGGAUCAAAAUCCUUUUUUACGGAGAUAAUUGCAUCCGUUUCAGAUAUAAAGUUUGCAAGGGAUGGACGGCAUAUUCUUAGUCGUGAUUAUAUGACUCUCAAGUUAUGGGAUCUCAACAUGGAUUCAGGCCCAGUAGCAACUUUCCAAGUUCAUGAACAUUUAAGGCCUAAGCUUUGCGAUCUAUAUGAAAAUGAUUCAAUCUUUGACAAAUUUGAAUGUUGUCUGAGUGGGGAUGGUCAUCGUGUUGCGACUGGCUCUUACAGUAACUUAUUUCGUGUUUUUGGUUGUACUCCUGGAAAUACCGAGGCAACCACUUUAGAAGCAAGCAGAAACCCUAUGAGGCGUCAGGUUGCUAAUCCAACAAGGCCUACAAGAACACUGACCUCUUUGACCCGUGCUGUGAGGAGAGGGGGUGAAAAUGCAGGAGCCGAUGGCAAUGGGAAUUCUAAUGACUUCUCAACAAAGUUACUCCAUCUUGCGUGGCACCCAACUGAGAACUCCAUUGCGUGUGCUGCUGGAAAUAGCUUGUACAUGUAUUAUGCAUAGGGAAUGUGCUAGAGAAGAUUCACUGUUUUUGGUUUGUGCAACGUGAAAGCUUCGGCCUUGCACAUGCAACCAGAGAAAUGGUGCAGAACAUUGUCAUCAAUUCUGUGAUUGGGGGUCGGAAGAGGCGGUUGGCACCCAGGGGAUGGAUAUCCUCCAACUCCAAGCAUAGCAGACUAUUUCCUUCUGAUUCUUUAGUAAAUGUGAAACACAAAUUCUAAUCGCACGAUUGUAGCUGCAUGUGUAGCCAAAACACCAGCAGUUGGAGGACAGAGCAGAAGAUAGCAAGGCUGAUUCUAAUUUCACUUGGUCCCAGGAAAUAUCUGCUUACGGUGGAUGUAAGAAAUUUUCUUUUCUCUUCAUCAAGUGUAAUGUAAUGCCGCCUAGCCAGGUUUAACCAUCUGCUGUCACCAACGGUGAAACAUCUGUGGACAUAAAUUAUGACUUGUAGCCCCCCCCUCCCCCCUCUAUUUGUUGGUGGUCGAAACUUACAAUAAGUUUGCAGGUGUGACUCAACUCCUGCUGCAUGUGAUCGGCUAUGACCUAAGUUGUAUAUGCUACAUUUUGCCAUGCAAAACUCACAACUAAUGAUAUGGAUUCUUGAGUAUUCA
Messenger RNA from Hordeum vulgare subsp. vulgare (domesticated barley), 2393 nucleotides. Its product is annotated as serine/threonine protein phosphatase 2A 55 kDa regulatory subunit B beta isoform-like. Gene Ontology annotation, cellular component: protein phosphatase type 2A complex; cytosol. Gene Ontology annotation, biological process: peptidyl-serine dephosphorylation. Gene Ontology annotation, molecular function: protein phosphatase regulator activity; protein binding. Lineage: Eukaryota; Viridiplantae; Streptophyta; Magnoliopsida; Poales; Poaceae. The record is from RefSeq and is a predicted model, not a curated record.